Messenger RNA from Metschnikowia bicuspidata var. bicuspidata NRRL YB-4993, 903 nucleotides. Its product is annotated as putative pyridoxal kinase. The record is from RefSeq and is a predicted model, not a curated record. Gene Ontology annotation, molecular function: pyridoxal kinase activity. Gene Ontology annotation, biological process: pyridoxal 5'-phosphate salvage. The transcript has a single exon. The coding region runs from base 1 to 903 and encodes 300 amino acids. Gene Ontology annotation, cellular component: cytosol. Lineage: Eukaryota; Fungi; Ascomycota; Pichiomycetes; Serinales; Metschnikowiaceae.
AUGCAAAAAAACGCAUUGUCCAUACUGUCUCAUGUCGCACAUGGCUAUGUGGGUAACCGGGCCGUGGUGUUUACUCUCCAGUAUUGUGGAUGGAAUGUAGACGCACUUCACACUACCGAGUUUCUGAACCACCCAGGUUAUGGUCAGUUCAAAGGACAAAAAGCGGAUGUCGAGACUGUUAAAUUGAUUUUUGAAGGUUUGCAAAGCAUCUUGGACUUGAGAUUAGAGUACGAAUUGAUAUUGGUGGGAUACUGCCCCAGCGCAGAGGUUAUGUCAACACUCUACGAACAGAUCACCCCAUUGAUGGGGGCCGCGAAAGAAAAGAGUAGACCAAUUUUGGUGGUAGAUCCUGUCUUGGGAGACAAUGGUAAACUCUACGUGCCUCAACAAAUUGUUAAGGCUCACAUUGAAUUUUUGCAGUUGGGCUUUGUCGACUUGACUACACCUAAUCAGUUUGAGUUGGAGUUAUUAACAGGUAUUCAAAUUCAUGACUGGGAAAGUGUAAAGCUAGCACUCACCACGUUUAACGAGAAAUAUAAAGUCCCAAACGUUGUCAUACUGUCAGUGAUUGUCGACGGUAGAAUGUAUGGCGUGGGAUUCUCAAAAGCAACCGAAGCGAUCUUCUAUAUCCCGAUAGCAAAGAUUGACUGUCGCUUCAGCGGAUGUGGAGAUGUAUUCACUGCCUUGUUAACAAAUAUAUUUUACGAAAAUAAUUGCACGCUCACACCCAAAGUCUUGAGCCAGGUGUUGAUCAAGCUCAACCGUAUAUUGAUGAUUUCGUUUAAUGAGGAAAAGGCGAAACUUGGAAAGGCCCCUAUUGUGGUUCAAGAUGUGCGUUUGAUUCAACUGAGAAAAGUGCUUGACGAAAACUUUCUUCACGAUCUUGAAGUGAGUUACUUAUAG